Daucus carota subsp. sativus is the source of this 3213-nucleotide messenger RNA. Its product is annotated as receptor-like protein 7. The transcript has a single exon. NCBI's taxonomy places the organism in Eukaryota, Viridiplantae, Streptophyta, Magnoliopsida, Apiales, Apiaceae. Gene Ontology annotation, molecular function: protein binding. The record is from RefSeq and is a predicted model, not a curated record. The coding region runs from base 1 to 3213 and encodes 1070 amino acids.
AUGAAAAAUCGAGAUUUUUCUUGGGUUUUCUUGAUACCCUUGUUCCAAAUCUUGUUGAUCACUGAAAUAUCUUUAGUUCAUGGUCAAUGUCUGCAGAAUCAAAAAAACCUUUUGGUUCAGCUAAAGGAUGGUUUGGAGUUCGACACUACGGUGUCAACGAAGAUUGUGCAAUGGAAUAAGAGCACAGAAGAUUGCUGCAAAUGGGAAGGGGUGAGUUGCAAUACAAGUUCUGGUAAUGUUAUUGGCCUUGAACUGGAUGGAGAAGCAAUACAGGACGGGAUAUAUAGUUCAAGUAGUCUAUACAAAUUUCAGUAUCUUCAGAAACUGAAUCUGGCCAACAAUAACUUCAAUUCUACUCCAAUUCCGCCUGGGUUGUUUAAUCUUACAAGUUUGACAUAUCUGAAUUUGUCAAACUGUGGAUUUGCUGGACAGAUACCAGAAGGAUUUUCCCGAAUGGAAAGGUUGGAAAUUCUUGAUCUAUCUACAUAUUUUUUAUCUAAUAAAGCUCGGCUAAAAAUUGAGAAUCCAAAUUUAGAAAUGAUUGUUCAAAAUCUCAAAGGGCUUACUGAAUUGUACUUGGAUGGUGUCAACAUGACAACUCAGGCAAACAGUUGGUCCAAGGCAAUAUCAUCUUCACUUCCCAGUUUGAGAAAGCUAAGCUUGAAACGUAGUUUUAUAUCAGGUCCUAUAGACCCUUCUCUUGGAAGGGUUCGGUUUCUUUCAGAGUUGUUUUUGGAUCAGAACAAUCUGAGUGUCACAGUUCCAGAGUUUUUGGCAAACUUUAAAAACUUGACAGUUUUACAUCUCAGUUCUUGUAAUCUGCAGGGGAUAUUCCGUAAAAGGAUCUUACAAGUACCAACACUAAACGAUCUUGAUCUGUCAGACAACAAAGAACUGCAGGGUUCUGUACCAGAAUUCCCCCAAAAUGGUUCCCUUCUGAAGUCGUUGGUGCUCACAUUUACCAAUUUCUCAGGAACGUUACCAGAGUCUGUUGGGAACUUACGGUUGUUGUCUAGGAUGGAGAUAACGAGUUGCAACUUCGGCGGAAUGAUUCCAAAUUCUAUGGCAAACCUCAGAUUCCUUGUUUAUUUGGAUUUCUCACACAACAAUCUUAGUGGUCCUCUUCCAUUGUUACAGAAGUCCAAGAACCUCACCUACUUAGAUUUCUCCCAUAACAGAUUAUCAGGUACAAUUCCUUCCACGUAUUUCAUAGGACUUGACAAUCUUGUACAUGUUGAUCUUGGAUUCAAUGCGUUUAUGGGGACAAUUUCUUCAUCAUUGUUCGCUCUCCCAUCAUUGAGACAGAUUAAGCUUUCCCAAAAUCAGUUUGGUGGUUUACUCGCCAAUUUUUCCGAGGCUUCGCGGUCACAGUUAGAUACACUUGAUUUGAGUAGCAACAACUUAAAUGGGUCUAUUCCAUUGUCUUGGUUUGAACUGAAAUGGCUGAACAUUCUCUCCCUGUCCUCCAAUCAGUUGACUGGCUCAUUGCAGCUAGACACCAUUCAUAAGCUUGCAAAUCUAACCAAUCUUGACCUGUCGUACAACCAUUUGUCAAUUGAAACAAGUCACAACAGCUCAAGCGAGACUCUGCUCCCCCAGUACAACACAUUUAGAUUAGCUUCAUGCAAGCUAAAAUCUUUUCCUCAUCUGGGAAAGCAAAUAAGAUUGUCUGUACUAGACUUAUCAGACAACCAAAUUCGUGGAGCAAUACCAAACUGGAUUUGGCCAAUUGGAUAUCUCACGUAUUUAAAUUUGUCUCGAAAUCAGUUAGUGAGUCUCCAAGAACCUUAUGCUUUUCCAAGAUUAAGUGUACUUGACUUGCACUCUAACCAACUGACCGGAAGAAUCCCAGUACCACCUGAAACUGCUUCAUAUGUGGAUUAUUCAGACAACAAUUUCAGUUCUUCAAUUUCUUUGGAUAUUGGCAAGAAUCUCACCUUUGCUUUAUUUUUUUCUGUUUCAAGCAACAAGCUGACUGGAACCAUCCCUGAUUCCAUUUGCGAAGCUACUUAUCUUCAAGUCCUUGAUUUGUCUAAUAACAAUUUUAGUGGAGUGAUACCACCAUGUUUACUUGGACAGAGACUGAGAGAGUCUCUUGCUGUACUAAAUCUUGGGAAUAACAAAUUCAGUGGACACAUCAACGGUACGUUUGGGGAGAACUGUGGUUUAAAAACACUGGAUCUGCAUGCCAACAAUUUACAAGGGAAUGUUCCUAAAUCUCUCGCCAAAUGUAAAAUGUUGGAGGUGUUGAACCUGGGGAGCAACCAGAUAAAUGAUACAUUUCCAUGUUUCUUAAAGAAUUCUUCCAGUUUGCGAGUCCUUGUUCUGCGAUCAAACCAAUUCCAUGGAAACAUUCAUUGUCAGGGGCCAACGAGCCAUUGGCCAAACCUUCAAAUCAUCGACAUAGCUUCCAAUAGAUUUACAGGCAAGGUACCAGAGAAUUUUUUCUUGAAUUGGACAUCAAUGAACGGAUACAAGAAUGAUGCAGGGUCAGAAUUCGAUCAUUUGAUUCGUUUCAAGGUCUCAGAGCUUAAUAACUUCUACUAUCAGGAUAGGGUGACGGUAACAGUCAAAGGAUUAGAAUUACAGCUUCUGAAGAUUUUAACAAUCUUUAACUCCAUCGACAUAUCUUGCAAUCAGUUCGAAGGAAAUAUACCAGCAAGUUUGGUUGAACUCAAAGAACUCCAUCUUCUGAAUAUAUCAAACAAUGCACUGACAGGCCGAAUUCCAUCGUCAAUUGGAAAUUUGAAACAACUGGAAGCCUUAGACUUGUCAGUGAACAAUCUAAGAGGAAGGAUCCCGGUGGAGCUUGCAAAGCUAAGCUUCCUUUCAUAUUUGAACUUGUCAUAUAAUCAACUGACUGGAAAAAUUCCACUUGGGACUCAGCUUUCAACAUUUGACGAAGGAUUUUUCAGAGGGAAUGAGGGAUUAUGUGGGAAACCAUUGAACAGAACAUGUGCUGAACCUGUACCUGAAGCUGAACCAUAUAAUCAGGAUUCCAGUGACAUGACGGUGGGAAUUAUGAUAUCUGCUGUAAUCGGGUUCUUUGUUGGCCUGGAAAUCGUUGUAAUGCCUCUUUUCUAUUACAAGAACUGGAGAGCAUAUUACUUUGAACAUGUUGAUCGAGCUCUUGCUAAGAUACUCCAAAAGCAGUCCCCAAAGCGGAAAAAUCAGGCACGAAAAAGACGGAAUGGAAUUCAUAGGGCAAGGUAG